UCAGUGAGUCAGUUUUCUAGCAGACGCAAAGGCGUGUGACGAGAGGCUGGCAUGUAGGUUUUAGAUUUCACUCGUAUGACAAGGACAUCUGCUAGUUGAGCCAGUAGAUCUGAAACGUCAACACCAGAGAAUAUCCGGGCUCGAUAAUCUCCGAAGCAGAUUCCAUUUGGCGGAGAAGGCGAGCUGAUGUGUGCACAUAGAGCUGGGGUUAAAACAUCGACGACACGGUCUCAAGGGCACAGCAGAUAAACCACAGCAAGAUUAAGGUGAUGAGGUCACUACGGAACACAGACGGUGGGUGGGCGUGGGUGAUACUUGCGGCGACGGUGUUCAACAUGUUCGUGAUAGGGACUCUCACCAUCUCUGUAGGGAUGUUCCAGGACCGGUUUCUCCAGAACUACAGUGGGAGCACGGCGUAUAUUAGCUUGGUGUGUUCCCUCUUCAUCAGCCUACAGUCAACACUAGGUCCUGUAGCGAGUGUCAUCUGUAACAUGUUCAGCAUACGUACAUCUAUAAUGGUUGGAGGAACUAUACUAUCUGUCGGACUUGUAGCAUCCAGCCUUACCAACACUCUUCCACAAUUGCUGGGGUGCUACGGGAUACUCUCUGGGUUAGGAUAUGGCAUCAUUUACACACCAUCCGUAAUAGCUGUCGGCCAUUACUUCCAGAAGAAGAGGGUAUUAGCCAAUGGAAUCGCUUUAUCUUCUGUCGGCGUUGGUAUGCUCUCGGGUCCACACUUGAUUGGCUGGCUGAUUGACCAGUUCGGGUGGCGGACUGCGAUGUCGACACUUGGAUGCAUCACGGCCCAGAUGGUUGUGACAGGAUCUCUGAUAUUCCCACAUGAAAGGACAAAACGACAUAAAGAGACUAUGUUCUGUUGCCAUUGGAAUAAAUACCAGGAAACGGAAAAUGAGGAUAUAAAUUCAGAACCAAGAGAAGUAUCUGGUAAGGUUAAAUGCGUACAUUGCAGAAGAGAAAAUGUAAAAAUAUCUUGUAAACAUAUCAGCGCAUUUACAGUUCUGAAAGACAAGAUCCUACUGAUCAUCGCUCUCAACUAUUUCAUGGAAAUGAUGGGCUAUUCCAUUCAAAUCGUUCAUCUGCCUUCUUACGUGCGUUCGGUUGGAGUACCACCGACCAAAGUUCCAUCACUGUUCACCGCCUAUGGCCUCACUCUCACAGUGGCGCGGAUUCUGGGUGGGGCGAUCUGUAACGACAAGAACAUUGAUUUGCUGAUGGUGUAUAUAUCGUGUCAAGGCCUCAAAGCUUUGCUUAUGAUGUUCAUGCCACUGUUCGCACAUGGUUUUGCUCAACUUGUUCUAUACCAAGUUCUAUAUGGCGUAUAUUAUGGAUUUAGUUUCAUAUUAUUGACGCCCAUUGUUGUGGAGUUGUUCGGAGUUGAACGUCUGGCAACAGUUUUUGGAGUUACCAUGUGUAUUGGUGGUAUGAGUUACAUCAUUGCUCCAACCAUUGCAGGUGCACUGUACGACAUCACAUCAUCCUACUCAGCGGGAUUCCACAUUGGUGGCUCGGUGUCUCUACUUGGCUCCAUGGUCUUAUUCCUGAUCCCCAUCCUGAGGAGAGACGUCGAAGUUCCAGGGGAUCCUGAGAACAAUGAAUGUUUGGUUGUACCCGAGAAUAUGGAGCAUCUGGUUACAAUUAAAAGCAAAGCAUCUAUGUUAAUACGAGGGAGCAAGGAAUGUACUGAUGUUACUGAGAGUACAAAGGGACCGCCAAUUUGAUAUUGUUUUUACUUUCGGGUUUGUUUUUUAAAGGUGUGUUGUGGGUGAGGGAUAAUAUCAAGAUUAGAUAUUUGUUUAAGCUACAUCUACAAUUUUUUUCAAAACUCAGGGUCUGAAAACAACAUGCAAAAUACAGAUACGUUUAGUGGACAUUUUAACAAAAUGAUAAGCCCAAGUUUAGUGUAAUUUCCUUCACACACCAACAUCAUAUUAUAACAAUUCCAAUGACGAUGUAUUGAGUCUGUUUCCGGCAUUCAAAGGACGUUGAAGCAGCCUUGGCCCCUUGAAUAGACAAAGACCAAAUCAUACCCUUGGCAUGGAAUGUUUGUUGUCUCUCAGUCAGCAAACGUUGGGACUGCACAGAGUUAGAACAAGACCAUGCUCUGUAUUGUUGAAAGACUCCAGCCUUUGAUGAUGGGUGGUUCUACAAACAAUAAAAGCCGACAGCAUC
Molecule: messenger RNA, 2190 nt
Organism: Haliotis rufescens (red abalone)
Lineage: Eukaryota; Metazoa; Mollusca; Gastropoda; Lepetellida; Haliotidae
Product: monocarboxylate transporter 12-like
Exons: 7
Coding region: 270-1739 (489 amino acids)
Biological process (GO): monocarboxylic acid transport; transmembrane transport
Molecular function (GO): monocarboxylic acid transmembrane transporter activity
Source: RefSeq, a predicted model, not a curated record